This is a messenger RNA of Giardia duodenalis, 501 nucleotides long. RefSeq lists its product as uncharacterized. Bases 1 to 501 code for a protein of 166 amino acids. The record is from RefSeq and is a predicted model, not a curated record. The transcript has a single exon. Lineage: Eukaryota; Fornicata; Diplomonadida; Hexamitidae.
AUGGCGCUCAGCUCGUCCCAAGUAGCCAUUCUGAAGGAAGUCUUUUAUAUUUAUGAAGAUCCCGCUAAGCGUAGUGGUCCUGUUCGGGAUGAUAGUGUAGACCCUACUGGACGAAUACGAAAGUCUGACCUUCUCCGCUUCCUACGUGCUCUGGGGUUGCCAUUUACUCUUAAAGAUGUUGCUGAUUAUACUAGUCAAUACUCAAUAACUGGUAACUCUAUAUCGUUUACGGAUGCUGUUACAUUGGUGACGGCUUGGAAGCGCUCCAGCCACCCUGAUCCCUCUGAUGCCGUCUCUGUCAUCUUCAAUGCAUGUACUCCACGAGACGGUGUAAUUACAAUUCAAAAGUUGAAAUCUGUCAUUUGCAGUUCAGCCUUGGAAGAUGGCAUCACGCCUAUGGACUUUGAUCUUUUGAUCUCCGAUCACGGGUUUUCUGGGAAUUCAGUGCUUACGCUCCCGGAUCUCGUGAAGCUUCUUGGGCCUCCUACUCCGUUGAUAUAG